GUCACAGCGUGGCCACAACAUUAGGGACCCCUGCGUCAUCCAAUCCCAGCAGGGCGAGCUGUCGCCGGUCGCGCAACACACACACACACACACAAAGUAGUAUAUCUCUGACGUGAUGUCAAUCCAAAGUCAGCAUUUUACUGCCUUGGACUGUUUGAUGUUGAUUAGAGCUAAUAGGAGUUGAUUAUUAGGAUUACGCAAUAAUAAUCCUUCGUUCCACAGAAAAAUGAACCGCUGCUGUCCCUAAUCUUGUGGCCAAUAAUAUUGUCGUAUAUACGUGGAGAGGACAACACCGUGACCUUUCAUAAAGAUGAUUGACAUUUGAGCCGGCGAACCAACAUGAAACUGAGCACCUGAAGCUCAGCUGUCGUUUCCGCGCAACCUGAUAGGGCGCGCUUAUCACGUGACACCCGGGCGCCGUGCGAGAAGCUCGUCCGCCGCCCGCCCGGCCAUGGAGGAGCCCGGCGUGAUCCGCGUGCGGCACGACUGCCUGAAGGACGUCUUCUGCUUCUCGUUGCCUCAACUUUGUCCGGCUUGCGGCGAGCGUCUGGCGGGACGACGCCUGCGGGAGCCGCCGGUCAGCAUUCCCAACCCGCUCUGCGACGGACACAAGACGCCGUGCUGCCUCCUCGUUGCGCCUGCGGACCGCAACGCCGACAGAGACUUUGACGGGACAUCGGAACUUCACACGGGGAUCUCCAACACUUCAGGCGUGGUGUACAACUACACGGAGAGGGGCGUGGUCCGAGACCAGAGCGGCUGGCGCGGCUGCGUGAGCGUCCCCCUGGUGAGACCCGACAGCUUCCACCUCCUUGCCCAGUGGGACCGGUACCUGGAGCAGUUCUCACGCGGACCCCUGUGGGACCCCACCUGGCACAGCUUUGCCGAGGACUCUCACAACUGCCUGACGUUCUGCGUGGAGUUCAUCAACGGCGUGCUGGCCGCCGAGGGCCCGGGCCGAGGUCCCGUGAGCAGGGAGGCCUUCGCGCGCACUCGGAUCCUGCCCGCCGUGAGCCGAGCGUGCCGGUUCGCGGCGCUGUGCCGACACCUUCGACGGCGACAAUUCUACGUGGCGGACAGGCGGCCCGCGCGCACGACGUCGUCGUCGCGGAUUCGCACCCUUCGCGAUGAGGAGCGGGACUCUUGAACGCGCUCCUUCGUGUACUCCAAAUACUGGACCCGUGUUGCUGCGUGUACUAGCGUGUACUUGUGUGUCGUCGUGUGUGUGCGGACAGUCUACCCGUCCGCCACGUGUGCAAAUAAAUCUUUGCUCGUGUGAGUUCGUCCGUUCAUUUUCAAUCGAGGGCACAUGUCGACUAAUAAUGGACUCGUGGUCACCGGCGGGGCCGAUUCUUUAUUUGAUUGUAUUUAUUGAGAAGGGGCAAUGCACAUUCAUGAGCACCAGUACCAUACUUGUGUAAAGGGGCCAAAGCAAAGCCAAUUGAUUUCUAUAGCGCAUUUCAUACACACGAUUAAAAACAUUUCAAAACAAAGGGAGAAAAAAAACAAAAAAACAGCUUAUAUACAUUUAAAAAUAAAGAGAAAAAAUAAAAAUACAAUGAAAACAGCGUACCGUGCAAGACAUAUGAUUUAAAAGUGGAAAUGCUCUAGAAAGCGUGGGAAAAAAGAAGUUUUUAACCUGGACUUAAUAACAUGCACACUUGGGGCUGACGUCACUUCUGUUGGCAACUUAUUCCAUUUGCGUGCAGCAUAAUAGCUAAAUGUGCCAAAGUUAGCAUACAGCUAAUUUACAUUCGUUGUCCC
Molecule: messenger RNA, 1764 nt
Organism: Phyllopteryx taeniolatus (common seadragon)
Lineage: Eukaryota; Metazoa; Chordata; Actinopteri; Syngnathiformes; Syngnathidae
Gene: mkrn2os.2
Product: MKRN2 opposite strand, tandem duplicate 2
Exons: 4
Coding region: 452-1147 (231 amino acids)
Source: RefSeq, a predicted model, not a curated record